GAGUGCUACGUCAACUUUCAGACUAUAAAAUAGUUUCGCAUUGAAUUCUCUCUAUUGCUUAACGGACCUGAAAACCAAUAAGAAUUGGAAAGAUGGCUGAAGCCGACUACAGGCUGUAUUUGUGCAGCAACUGUUGCCGCCGCUGCUUUUGGAACGAGCUGUCCCCGCAGGAGCAUCGCUGCACCCGCUGCCGCCUGCCGCUCCAGGGCUGCGCCAUCUGUGACCGCAAAUUCGAGCCACGUGACCGCACUGAGCUCUAUUGCAAGCGAUGUGACUUUCAUCUGGUGAAACACGUAUCUGCCACACCGCCGCCAGUCUUAGAACUGGAUCUGGAGCUGGACAUGGAGCCGGAAUUGUUUGGACCACCGCGCGACCGUACCAUGGCUCAGCGCUGGAAGGAGAUCAAGUCGGCAACCGGCAUUGAAGAUGGUUAUUUUAUUGAUUGAAGUGCUGAGUAAAACAAUUCACAAAUAUUGUCCAGACU
Drosophila novamexicana is the source of this 484-nucleotide messenger RNA. RefSeq lists its product as uncharacterized. NCBI's taxonomy places the organism in Eukaryota, Metazoa, Arthropoda, Insecta, Diptera, Drosophilidae. The record is from RefSeq and is a predicted model, not a curated record. The transcript is spliced from 2 exons. The coding region runs from base 93 to 446 and encodes 117 amino acids.